This is a messenger RNA of Achroia grisella, 3536 nucleotides long. It is a transcript of the gene Ythdf, whose product is annotated as YTH domain-containing family protein 3. NCBI's taxonomy places the organism in Eukaryota, Metazoa, Arthropoda, Insecta, Lepidoptera, Pyralidae. The transcript is spliced from 6 exons. The coding region runs from base 188 to 2194 and encodes 668 amino acids. Gene Ontology annotation, molecular function: N6-methyladenosine-containing RNA reader activity; mRNA binding. Gene Ontology annotation, biological process: mRNA destabilization. Gene Ontology annotation, cellular component: cytoplasm. The record is from RefSeq and is a predicted model, not a curated record.
UGGCCGCCAUUAAAAACCUUCAAUCGUGUCGGACAUUCAGUGAUAAUUUUUAAUUACAGACAUUUUAAAGUGACUAGUUAGUUAUUGGACUCGACAGACUUUGUGUAGUGAAACCGAUGUGAUUUAUUUUGUUACUUUUGUGUGCAAAGACUUACCUGAGUGCUAAAUAUUCUAUAAAUCGCAGCCAAUGUCAGCAGGCGUGUCAGAUCAGCGGAUGAAAGGGCAAGGGAACCAAGUGACAAAUGCACCGAAAGAGCAACAGUUAGAGAGUGGCGGCGACGAGUUGGCGGAGGUGUCAUGGCGUCAACAACAGCAACCUUCCUACGCACCACCCAUCUCGUCAGCGGCCGACCCCUACAGCGCGGCAGGUUAUUACGGUACAACAGCACUUCCUUAUCAAGCUUUUGGAGUCGGGGAUGGGACAUGGUCCACCAAUGGAACAGACCCGAUGACUUUCCUCGGAGGAUACAAUCCUCACGAUUCUUAUGGAAUGGAUGGUAGUGUAUUUGGACCUUCAACAACUGCAUUCUCAACGGCUGCGUUCGGUCAGCCAGCUUCAAAUUUUAAUUAUUUCCAUGGAAAUGGAGAUUAUUCUACAUGGGGUCAGUUAGGACGCGCAAAGCAGUAUGAUGAUUAUUACAGGGCCGAUGGAAUGUAUGUGCCUGAUGGCAUCAAGGCUGUCGAGACGGGAGUGCAGGCACUCUCUCUUGGCGAGCAUAAAAUGGACAAAGACCGGGUUUCGGAGCUCAAGGAUGUAUCAGGUGGAUCGCAACCCAAAAAGAUGACAUGGGCAUCAAUCGCGAGCCAACCUGCUAAACCUGCCCCGUCUUCCCAAAGCACUGGACUUAAGAAAAAGGGGCCUGGAAUGCCCCCUCCGCCAAUAGUACCCGGUAAACAUAAUCUAGAGAUUAACGCAUGGGAUGCUGGUAAGAGUGCACCUGUCGUCACAGCCCCGCCGCCGCCGCAGUUACAACCUCAACCAGUACCCGCAGCGAUGGCGCUGCAAGCUGCGCCACCAGCUCCGGCCCCGGCGUCGUUACAACGUGGCCCACCACCGCAGCAUCAGGCUCAGCCCGCUUGGACGCACGCGCCGCGCGCGCCACCGCCUCACCAGCCGCACCAGGCCCACCAGCCCCAUCAACCACAUCAACAGCACCAACAACAUCAGCCUCAUCAGCCUCGCCCGCCGAUGCCUGCACCUCCUAUUGCCGCUGCCCCCCCAGUACAAUCAAAUCCAGCGACGCCACAUCCCGUUCUUGACGAAUUACGCGUCAAAAACGAUUACAAUCCUAAGGAGUUUGAUUUAGGCGCCCCAUCUGCUCGAUUUUUUGUCAUUAAGUCAUACUCGGAGGAUGAUAUCCACCGUAGUAUUAAAUAUGAAAUUUGGUGCAGCACAGAACACGGAAAUAAAAGGCUAGAUGCUGCAUAUCGCGAGCGGGAACGAGAGGCCGGUUCAGUCUUCUUGUUCUUCUCGGUAAAUGGUAGCGGUCAUUUCUGCGGCAUGGCGCGCAUGACAAGCGCAGUCGACUACAAUUCUAACUCUUCCGUGUGGUCGCAGGAUAAGUGGAAGGGACAAUUUCGUGUAAGGUGGAUUUAUGUUAAGGACGUUCCGAAUGUGCAACUUCGUCAUAUCAAAUUAGAGAAUAACGAAAAUAAGCCAGUUACAAACUCUCGUGAUACCCAGGAGGUGCCCCACGCAAAAGGCCUGCAAGUGUUGCGUAUAAUGCAUAGUUAUUGUCACUCGACUUCUAUAUUCGAUGAUUUUAUUCAUUACGAACGGCGUCAAGAAGAAGAGGAUUCAAGGAAGGUGCCACAUCAUAACAACCAGGAUAACAAUCGUGAGGAUCAGGAGAAUGGUCGUGGCUAUCGCAAUUAUAGAGACUACCGCGAUAAUCGCGAUGGACGUGACGGUCGUGAUGGACGGGAUCAUCGGGAUAAUCGUGAGCCAAGAGAUCACCGCGACUCGCGGGAUGGCCGCGACAAUCGCGAUCCCCGUGAUAUCCGUGACUCACGUGACCACCGUGAAUCCCGCGACCCACGCGAUCCUCGGGACCACCGUGAUCACCGCGAUCACCGUGAUGAUCGUGAUGGACGGGACAACCGUGAUCACGGAUAUCGCGACCGGGACUCAAAUUAUAGACCUCAUCAUAAGGACCGUGACGGCUCACGUGGGCGUGGACGUCCUCGCAAUUGAUUGGAUGCCUAUACUGUUUGAGGACAAUUUGAGGACUGGCUUCUCCCCAUAGACAACUAGUACUCGAGUUAAUAAUUGGUACCGUAUUACAAAGCCGAUAAUAUAUAUGUAUGUUUAGCUGCAUAUGUGAGCAGAAAAGAUGCAUUGAUCGUAAUGUGACCAAUUGUUGCGUCAAUCUGAACAAUUUAUAAAUAAAAUAGAGUAUUGUUUGUUUUAAACAGUGCAACGCUAAUGAGAAAACUUUCAACAAAUUAAAAUGUGCUAAAUAUUUUGUACUGGAAGAACGUUUAAUUAAACAAACGCAUAGUGAACCGAACAUUAACAACAUUCAUCAUGUGCCAGAUUUGUGUCACAUGACAUUGAGUGAAUUGUGGACUUUAUUUCAAAUUUGUGGACUGAAUCAAUAAAAUAUAGUAAUUUUUAUAACUAGGAAAUUCUGUGGUGAGAGGAGUUGAUCCUUUUUAGGGACCGGUGGAGUUAAAUGAUAAAAUUAACAUCGACAUGUGCUCUGUUUGAGUGUAGUGUUAAAACAAUACCACAAUCAUCUGUGUAUCAUCAACCUAAUGGAAAUGUUAACACAUUUUACCAAUAUUAGUGGUGUGGUGACCUAAUACUUUUAUAUUACAGUAAAAAUUGUAAUCAAGAGGUGAGGACAUUUUGUAUACAUUUUUUUAAUAUCAGAAACAAGACCAGUUAAUGUAUUCUCUCGUGGCAUUGAGUUCCAUGCAUUGUAUCAUACAUUUUAUUGUAUAAUUUGAGAUAACACAGUAGUAGAAAAGAGUGACCACUUUUAUAGCCAGUAAUAAAAAUCACUUCGAAAUGUAUCUAUGGUUUCAGAAUUUUAUUUUAUUAUAUUUUUCUAUAGUUGUAGGUAAAUAUGCAUUGUUGUCUAUUGAUUUUAUAUUUAAUAUUGUCUUUAUAAGAUUAUAUUGAUAAGUGCAACUGCAGUGUGACGAGAGAUAUCUGACAAACAACUAGUGCAUCAUGCAUUUUAUCAUUGAAUAUAUGUACUUGUUAUUAUCUACAUUAUUAUAUCCCCACCUUAUUUUUAAAGUGCCUUUUGAAUUGUUUAACUUAAAUUUAUUUCAACUCAAUUAGACAUCUAUAGAGCUAGUGCCACAUUACAAUGUUUUUUUUUUUAUAAUCCUCGAUUUUAAUCAUUUGUAGUUAGGAAUUUGCUGAUGCAUUCUAUUUUUUGUUUUAAUAUUUUAGUGUUUAUCGUGAUAUUAUGUAAAGGAAAAUCAUUUUCCAUAAUCACAUGUGAAGUGUUGAUUUAUAAAAAUUAUGUCGAUCCAAUAUAAAAUUUCCCUAAAACUGAUACUGGAUUAAAGCCUAUCAUAGA